AUGGAUAAGGAAUUCAUUAUGGACGUCAACGAGACGAAGACCGGCGACCCUUUGAGGCAGAUUGAUUCAGCCCCAGGUAACAUCGUUUCCGAUGAGGAUCGCUUGGCUCAGCUGGGCCAUGCCCAGGAACUGAAGAGGCAAUUCUCACUUCCAACUCUUGGGGCACUCUGCCUCUGCCUUAUGGCAACAUGGGAAGCACUCUCUACAGUCAUCGCUCAAGCCCUCCUAAGCGGCGGCGCGCCGUGCCUCUUCUAUAACUAUGUUCUUUCCUUCAUCUGCUCUGUAUGCAUUGCAGCUUCCCUGGGCGAGAUUGCGUCCAUCUAUCCAACAGCUGGCGGACAAUACCACUGGGUUGCUGCGUUAUGCCCUCCGAGAAGCCGAUCCCUCGCCGCCUUCACGACCGGAUGGAUCUCCGUUGGGGGGCUGACCGUCUUUUGCGCAUCGGCGGCCUUUGCAGCUGGACUGCAGACUCAAGCGUUGAUUACUCUGAACGAAGACUCGUACAUUCCUCAGCGAUGGCAGGGUAUGCUCUUUUACUGGGCGGUGCUUUUGUACUCAGCUGCCAUGAAUAUCUGGGGUUCAAAGAUGCUGCCGCAUGCAAACAUGAUUUCAGGUAUCAUUCACGUUGUUGCUUUUGUUGGAAUACUCAUCGUUCUUGGAGUGAUGGCACCCAAGAACACCCCCGCCUUCGUUUUCACCGACUUUGUCAACAGCAGUGGGUGGAGCAAUGAUGGCAUUUCCUGGCUGGUCGGACUCAUCAGUGCUGUAUAUCCCUUCCUCGGAUAUGAUGCCGCCUGUCACAUGGCUGAGGAGAUACCCGACGCGCCUCGAAACGUCCCCAUUGCCAUGGUUGGCAGCGUGGCCGUCAAUGGUCUGAUGGGUCUCGUAUAUGUUACCGUCCUCCUCUUCUCGACAGGAUCCCUCGAAACGCUCCUUACAACCCCAACGGGCUUCCCAUUCAUGCAGAUCUAUCUGGAUGUGACCAAGUCUAGAGCGGGAGCUACAGUUAUGUCGCUACUGCUGAUUUCGAUAGCCAUCGCAGCAACGGUUGGCGGUAUCACGUCGGCAUCCCGAACUCUUUGGGCUUUCGCACGCGACAAGGCAGUGCCAUUCGACAGCUACUUCAGCCAUGUUCACAAGGGAUUGCAAGUUCCUGUCAGGGCAGUGGCCGUUGUCACAGCCUUUCAGCUCAUACUCGGGUUCCUUUACCUUGGUAAUACCACUGCCUUCAACGCUGUUCUGUCCAUGGCAAUUAUCGGGAUCUAUCUUUCGUAUAGCAUUCCAAUUGCCUAUAUGCUCAUUGUGGGACGAAAGAAAUUGACGCGCAAGGAGUAUGGGCCUUUCAAGUUGGGAGGCAUCGUGGGCCCGGUUCUCAACGUCGUCAGUUUGAUAUGGAUGACGGUCGUCAUCAUUUUCAGCACCUUUCCCUCUACACAGCCAGUAACGGCACAGAACAUGAACUAUUCUACUGUAGUCAUGGCUGGUUGGUUGCUGUCUGGGCUCUGUUAUUACUUUGUUCGCGGUUAUGCGAAGUUCGAAGUACCAGUUGUCAUUUCUGAGGUCGUGGAAGGGGUAAGGGAUGACUGA
Molecule: messenger RNA, 1587 nt
Organism: Colletotrichum karsti
Lineage: Eukaryota; Fungi; Ascomycota; Sordariomycetes; Glomerellales; Glomerellaceae
Product: amino acid transporter
Exons: 5
Coding region: 1-1587 (528 amino acids)
Biological process (GO): transmembrane transport
Cellular component (GO): membrane
Molecular function (GO): transmembrane transporter activity
Source: RefSeq, a predicted model, not a curated record